Microdochium trichocladiopsis is the source of this 2670-nucleotide messenger RNA. Its product is annotated as WD repeat domain-containing protein. Gene Ontology annotation, biological process: proteolysis; glutathione catabolic process. The transcript is spliced from 2 exons. Lineage: Eukaryota; Fungi; Ascomycota; Sordariomycetes; Xylariales; Microdochiaceae. The record is from RefSeq and is a predicted model, not a curated record. The coding region runs from base 1 to 2670 and encodes 889 amino acids. Gene Ontology annotation, molecular function: peptidase activity; protein binding.
AUGGCGCCGUCGCGCUCGCCCUCGUGGGCACCCUCCGCAACAAUACAGUCAACCCAACAUCCCAUCCCUGAACUCCACCACAGCCUCAAGCACGACAGCUCCGUGCUCGCCCUCACGGUUAGCGACGACAGGAUAUAUGCUGGUACACAAGACGGCGAAAUCGUCGUCUGGUCACUCAGCACAUAUCGCCAGCUGCACAGCAUUCAGGCGCACAAGCGCAGUGUCCUCAGCCUCUUCCUCUCCGAUGAUGGCACCAUGCUCUUCUCGAGCGCCGCGAGCGAUCCGAUCGUCAAUGUAUGGUGCCCGACCACCAUGAGACGGUUGUACGAAAUCUACAGCACGAACGACAGUUUUGGCGACAUUUUCUCGGUCGCAUACUCCCCACAACACCAGACCGUCUACUACGGCGCACAGAACACAUCCAUACAAUGGGCCAGCCUGAGCGACCUGAAGCAGCAGGUCGCCCACGACUCUGCCAACCACCCGGAUCGCAGGAACCACCGCUUCUUCGACUCUAGGGCGGUCGGUGGGGGCGCCAGCACACCUCGCAUGACCGACGAGCGAUUUGAGCUCAUCCCUCGCUCUCAUACCGUGAUCGAGACCGACAAGCGCGCUAACCUUAUGUAUGCGCAUUACGGAUUCAUAUACUGCAUGAUGAUCGCGAAAGGCCUGACAGCUCUCGCUGAUGCUGACGAGGAGCUCUUGGUAACUGGCGGAGGAGACGGCACCAUCAAAGCCUGGAAAUUGGGAAGCAAGGAUGCAGCGCCGGACGGGCUCGAGCACGGACUGGAAGAAGUCAUGAUGCUGGGUGAAGAGGACGCCAACUCUAUCAUGUCCCUGCAGGUCGACGGCUCGUUCCUCUACAGCGGAAAGCUGAGUGGCGUCAUCGAGCUCUGGGAUCUUGACACGCAGCAGAAGCUCCGGCAAAUCAAAGCGCACGAUGGAAAUGUCUGGAGCUUGCAGAUGGGCUGGGGUUAUCUCUGGAGCGUAGGCUCCAGCGGUACUGCGAGUAAGCAUAGCACUGUGCAGUACGGCAAAUACCAGCCGACCGAAUCUCAGAACGUGAGCCAGAAAUACCAGUGCCUGACAAAGUGGCAUGCUCACAACGGCAAGAUACUCGCUUCGGUCGUCACAACUCAUGACAAUAACCAGCUCUACAUCACCGGUGCGAAUGACAAUAGUGUAUCGGUGUGGAUGUUGGGCAACGAAGCCAAAACAGACCCAGAGAGCCACGAGGAGUCGGAAGACAUGAUGGUCACCUCAUUGCGCGAGUUCGUCUCCUACAAGACGAUCUCGUCCAAUCCAGAGUAUGCCGAAGACUGCAGGCAAGGAGCAACAUGGCUUCGGAGCCUGUUCAAGAAACUGGGCGCCGAAGUGGAGAUGCUCCAUGCAGACGACAUCCUGCAUCACCCGGUCGUGUUUGCGAAAUUCACCGGCAAGCAGCGAGCUGGAGAGAAGCGGAAGCGUGUCUUGUUUUAUGGGCACUACGAUGUCGUGCCUGCCGACACGAAAGACGCGAAGUGGGACAGCGACCCUUUCCAGCUCAAGGGCGAAAAUGGAUUCCUCUAUGGUCGUGGAGUGAGCGACAACAAGGGCCCCAUCAUGGCAGCACUAUAUGCAGUGACCGACUUGAUGCAGGCCAAGUCGCUCGACUCAGACGUCCUCUUCCUCAUAGAAGGACAGGAAGAAUCUGGCUCCAGUGGCUUCAGGCGGACAGUGCGCAAGCACAAAGAUACAAUUGGGCAUGUCGACUACAUCCUCCUCGCGAACAGCUACUGGCUCAACGACGACAUGCCGUGCCUGACGUAUGGCCUCCGUGGCGUCAUGCACGCCACGGUUUGCGUUGAAUCGCAACGGCCUGAUCUUCACUCUGGCGUCGACGGAUCAUACAUGAUCAACGAGCCAAUGUCGGAUCUGAUGACUAUCCUGUCCAAGCUCAAAGGCCCAAGGAACACAAUCAUGCUUCCGGGGUUCUAUGCCAACAUUCCGUCCCUUACUUCGGAGGAGGAGGCGCGGUAUGACGCGAUCAUCGAUGCGCUUGGUAUCCGUGCCAAAGGCAAGACAGUGGCUGACAACCUGAAGAAGAGCCUGAUGGCCCGAUGGCGAGAACCCAACCUGACUCAGCACGCUGUCAACGUGUCGGGUUCUGGAGGAGGUCUUAUCAGCAGCCAUGCCAGCGCCAAGAUCAGCAUUCGCCUCGUCCCUGGUCAGGAAGUACAAGAAACAGUUGAUGCACUCACAUCGUACCUGCAGAGCGAAUUCGACAAUCUCGUCUCUGACAACUUGUUGACCGUCCAGAUUGACAACACGGCAGAGCCCUGGCUUGGUGAUCCUGACAGUUACAUCUUCCGCACCCUGGAAGAAGCAGUGGUCAAGGCUUGGUCGCCAUUGUUCUCCGCGGACAACUCUUCAGACACUGACGAAUCAGAUGCCAAAGAGAUUGUCCCGGCAGGCACUGCGAAGCGCAUUGGUCCAUCCAAGCCUUUGUACAUCAGGGAGGGUGGCUCCAUUCCGGCCAUCCGCUUUCUGGAGAAGGAAUUUGAUGCGCCUGCAGCUCAUCUCCCAUGUGGGCAAGCGUCUGAUGCUGCCCAUUUGAACAAUGAGAAGUUGCGAGUGGAGAAUCUUUUCAAGAGCCGCGAAAUUUUUGCGGAUGUGUUCCGGCGAUUGUAG